Messenger RNA from Cryptomeria japonica (Japanese cedar), 1104 nucleotides. Its product is annotated as protein SRG1. NCBI's taxonomy places the organism in Eukaryota, Viridiplantae, Streptophyta, Pinopsida, Cupressales, Cupressaceae. Bases 1 to 1104 code for a protein of 367 amino acids. The record is from RefSeq and is a predicted model, not a curated record. The transcript is spliced from 4 exons.
AUGGAUUCAGCUCUCAAAGUUUCGAGCAUGCCCAACUGGGGCAAUCCUCAACUUAAAACUUUCAAUGUGCAAGAGAUUGCAAGAGAACAACCCCAAACUGUACCAAAAAGGUACAUGAGAUCAGAGGAAGAGAGACCCGGAACACUAACAAAACUUCCUGGUCAGUUGAGCAUCCCAGUGAUUGACAUGACCAAUCUCUCCCAAGGAGGAUUUCACAGGAAAGAAGAGAUCUGUAAAAUUGCCAAGGCUUGUGAAGAAUGGGGUUUCUUUCAGGUUCUAAAUCAUGGCAUCCCUCACUCUCUGAUGGAUGAUAUAAAGAGAGUUGAGAAGGAGUUUUUCCAUCUUCCAUUAGAGGAGAAACAGAAAUGUGCACUUAGAGAUUUUCAGGGCUAUGGGCAGAUCUUUGUUGUGUCAGAGGAUCAAAAGCUGGAUUGGGGCGAUUUGUUGGGUUUAAUAAUAAGUCCUCCACGGAGCAGGAAUUUGAGUUUGUGGCCAGCUGUGCCGGCUGAUUUCAGGCAUAUUGUGGAUGAAUACAACAAAGAGAUUAAAAGUCUUGCUGUGCAGCUGCUGAGUUUAAUUGCAGAAACUUUACAUAUAAAAACUGAUUACUUUGAGCAUUCAUUUGGAAACACCUAUCGAAAGAUGCGGAUGAAUUACUAUCCACCAUGUCCAAAACCAGAUCAUGUUCUAGGCCUCAGCCCACAUGCAGAUGGAUCUGGCAUCACACUAUUGUUGCAGGAUGACGAAGUUGAAGGAUUGCACAUCCGAAAGGAUGAUAAAUGGGUGGCUAUUCAACCAAUUCCUUAUGCUCUAGUAGUUAACAUUGGCUUCUUCUUAGAGGUGAUGUCAAAUGGAAGAUACAGAAGCAUCGAGCAUAGAGCAGUAACAAGCAAAGAGAAUGCCAGACUAUCUAUUGCCAUUUUUUACAGUCCAGGAUUUGAUGCAGAGAUCAGUCCUGCACUGGAACUGAUUGACGAAAAUCAUCCCUGCUUGUUCAAGAAAUUUAUACAUGAAGAUUUUAUUAGACACUACAUGUCUCAUAAGAUUGAAGGAAAAAAAGCAUUAUAUGAAUAUGCAGGUAGAACAGCGAAUGGCAGAAAAUAA